Molecule: messenger RNA, 1440 nt
Organism: Pseudopodoces humilis (Tibetan ground-tit)
Lineage: Eukaryota; Metazoa; Chordata; Aves; Passeriformes; Paridae
Source: RefSeq, a predicted model, not a curated record
AUGGACUCUCUCGACUUUAUCGAACAGCAGGUAUCUUUAAGUUCCCUUGCCAGGUGGAAGCCCCAGGUACCACUCGAUCUGUACGUGCACUUCACAAAGGGAGGGGGAGUAGGAGCACUGGCUCAAGGCCCCCCAGAAAAAGCUCAUCCAAUACAGUGGAUAGUCCUGGGAAAACAGACAUGUGCAUUUUCCCCAGGAGCUGAGUAUCUCAGCAGCCUCAUUAUGAAGGGCAGAAAACUUGCCCUGAAACAUCUUGGUGUUGAGCCAGCCAGAAUAUUCUUGCCUUUCCGCAAGCAACUCUCUACACAGUCAACAGUGAUGUCAGAAUACCUGGCAACAGCCCUAGUAGGGUUCAGCAGAGAGAUUCAGUAUUCUGCAAAGCGCCCUUGGACUCAGAUGCUGGCUGUUGUCGACAUAGACCUACCACAAAAGGUCAUAGACCAGCCCCAGCCAGGACCAACAGUCUUCACAGAUGCAUCCUCGACAACCUCCACUGUGGCUGCGGUGUGGCAAUCAGAGGACGAGUGGCACUGCGUCAAAGCAACUGAUUGUACACUCUCAGUCCAGCAACUGGAAGUAGCAGCUGUAGUACUGGCAUGCAGACUGUUCCCAACAGAGCAUCUUAACAUUGUAACUGAUUCAAUGUUUGUAGCCAAGCUUUGCCUGGCUAUGUCAGGACCCGGCAUAUCAAUGUCUACAGCAGCUCUAAUGCUAGAAGAAGCGCUCUCCUCUCGAAAAGGCACCAUAUCGGUCAUCCAUGUUAACAGCCACAAUCCGAUCAAAGGGUUCUUCCAAGUCAGCAACGAUAAAGCAGAUGCUGCUGCAAAAGGAUUGUGGACCCUACAAGAAGCUCAUCAGCUACACGAAACCCUGCACAUCGGAGACAAAGCACUAGCAAAGAGAUGUGAAAUCUCAGUUGCUGAUGCAAAACACGUAGUAGCUUCCUGCCCUCACUACCAAAAGGCACCACUGUGGUCCUGUGGAAUCAACCCCAGAGGCCUAAAAGCCUCAGAGAUAUGGCAAACAGACUUUACAUUGUGCCAGCUGUUAAAACCCCAAGCAUGGCUUGCAGUAACAGUGGAUAUGUACAGCGGAGUAAUUGUAGCCACGCAGCACCUGAAAACCAACUCCAAAGCAACUAUCCAGCAUUGGCUAACAGCCAUGGCUUGGCUCGGCAUUCCCAAGCAAAUCAAAAUGGACAAUGGUGCAAAUUUUAUCUCAAAGCCAAGCCAGGAAUUCGCCUCCAAAUGGGGUAUCACUCUAGUGCAAGGCAUCCCGUACAAUAGCACAGCACAAGCCAUCGUUGAGCGAGCAAACCAAACUUUGAAAGCCAAGCUAGAAGUGUUAGCAAAGUCAGAAAGCUUUAAACAAUUCCAUUCCCCAAACAGACCAGGCGCGCUUGCUAGCAACUGCACUGUUAGCACUGAACCAAUUCCCUAG